UUCUUGGCAGUGGUUGUGCGAAUCAAAAUAUUUGAAACGAUAAUUAUCUGAGAUCACUGACAUUUCACUUAAAGAAGAAAUAUGCUGACUAGGAGCAAGCCGACUUUUAUGAACCAGUCCGAUUAUUAUCAUUUAAAAGGCUAUGCCGGCCACAUUCCUAUGUACAAGUUCCACGGUGUGGGCGAGUCCAUCGGGAAAGUGACGGCGCGUCUGCUGAAGGACCCUGGCGUUCCCCACUCCGACCACUCUCUUCUCAGGAGCAUCCACAAGUCCGAUGAUGGAGAGAAGGAAAGAGAGAAAAAAGCUCUGCUGCAUGCUAGAUCCGAAAGACUGGGACGCUCGGAGAAAUUCAACGAAGGAAUGAUCGCGGGUUAUUCAGGUCAUAUUCCAAGACAUCACCUUUACAAUUGGGGGAAGAGUUUCCCAGAAACGGCCAACGACGCCAUCUCCGAUUUCGAGCGGGAACAAAGGAGAGAGAAGAGUAAAAAAAGAGGAUCAUAUCUACUUGCCAUCGACGGUGCCAAAAUGCAGUAUUUACCCCGUGGUGAAUCUGACCAUACGUUGUCCAACGAGAUUCCAUCAAACAACGGUCUUAAACUGCCGGACGUUCGUCUUAACCUUAGACUUCCUCUAGAGCCGGUACAGGCGGAAGCUGACCCCUACGUCUCUCCUAGGUCUAUGGAGGCCGCCGAACAAUACAACAAGUCCCCCUACCAGAUGGACAACUCGAGUCCGAGGAAAUAUUUUAUGUCCGGUUACAUGGGCCAUGUCCCUCACUCACAAAACAAGGUGGGCAAAUGUUUCUCCUUCCUCAGUCACCAGGCUCUUAACGACUUCACGGACUACAUGACGCACUGGAACAGCGUCAGGCGAGCGCCCGUGAAGCCAGACCGCGAGGUGGCGGGCUCGUGGCCGCAAAGUCCACGCACUACUCCGGCUGUCAUCUACCCCACGAGAACAGGGAUGAUACCUCGUUACGCGGGACACGUGCCAGGAGAAAAAUUCCGGUGUGGGAAAACUUGGUGGGAGAUGACGACAGACACCCUGGAACGCCGCCCGGACUCCGAGAAGAAGAGUAGAACAGGGCCCUCAAAGAAGGAUUUAGAGGCCGUCGUACGGUCCUACACCUUUGCUUAACUCACUGGUUUCUUUGGCAAUUCAGGCCCGUAGCCAGCAAUUUCAAAAGGGCGGUUCUUUUUCUGAAAAAGUGGACCUUAACUAUGAAACCUUCGUGUACCUAGAUGAAAUUUUACCCCGACCCCGAGAUCUUUUCCCCCAGAAAAAAGGGGGGUUCUUUUGAACCCCCGGACUCCCCCUGGCUACGGGCCUGCAAUUAUAAGAAAUACUGACAGGAACAUUCCUGCCAUAGUCUACUAGCAUAACUCAUGACUUUCCCUGCCUUUUCGAAAAGACUUCUACCACUGAUUGAUAAAAAAAGAUCUUCAUCAUUUCCGUGUGUUUUUUUUUUUUUUUUUGAAGAAAGUCACAGUAGAAGAAGGCAAUGAAGUAAGAAUUCAUGACAGAAAGGCUGAAGCAGUUCGCAAAAAAGCUUAUUUUCCUUUAUUAAACGAUGAGAGAUAAGGUUAAAGGAAGUAUAAUUUUAUGUUUACAUUUUUCUACCUGAACAAGUGCGCGGUCGACAGGUAAUCGUGUAUGUUCGUGAACUUUUGUGUGCCUUACUCACACUUUAAUUACAGAAGGAUUUGAAAUAUGUAAGGGUUAACUAGUUCGAAAAUUAUUUGUGAAGGACGACCAAAGCAUUUGGUAUAUAAAGAGAAAAGAUUAUUUUAUUUAUUUUUAUAUCUAUUACAGGACACAGUAACGAUCUCAAAUACUCCAAAUUUUUGUAAUUUGUAUUUAAUUUGUCCAAAAUGUAUUUUGCAUAAGGUGUCCAAACAAAUAGGUAUAUGUUUAAUGCCCAUUUACAACUCGCACUCACGGAUAUUUUACUUGGUCACUGGGAAAAACGCAAUUUCAAGUGAAAUCAUUUAAACCAAAGCAUAUCUGGUCACGACACUAUAUGUAUUUAUACGCAAUGAAGGCAGAGUGUAUAACUUUAUUCACAAAAUUCUAAUUUACAAAUGUAGAUAGAGUCUAUGGUGCCAAUU
Molecule: messenger RNA, 2108 nt
Organism: Lingula anatina
Lineage: Eukaryota; Metazoa; Brachiopoda; Lingulata; Lingulida; Lingulidae
Product: ciliary microtubule inner protein 2B-like
Source: RefSeq, a predicted model, not a curated record